Cladophialophora bantiana CBS 173.52 is the source of this 696-nucleotide messenger RNA. RefSeq lists its product as uncharacterized. The record is from RefSeq and is a predicted model, not a curated record. Bases 1 to 696 code for a protein of 231 amino acids. Lineage: Eukaryota; Fungi; Ascomycota; Eurotiomycetes; Chaetothyriales; Herpotrichiellaceae. The transcript has a single exon.
AUGGCCCCGAGGCGCUACGAGCCCGCUAAUCCAGAUGGACCCUUUCCAUAUUCCCCAGAAGACCUCGCACCCAUGGAGGCAGGGAAUGACUCGUACUUCUAUGCUGCUCCACGGUUUGUGACACAUAUCGACGGUAAUGCCAUCAACAACGUGCGGAACUACUAUGCUCAAGUCUUGCCCCACAGAGGCCGAGUUUUGGAUUUUUGUUCCAGCUGGAUCUCACAUUACCCGGCAGAGGUGGCCAAGGCAGCAUCGUUGGGAGAAGUCGAGGUGCUAGGGAUGGGUAUGAACCGCGCCGAGUUGGCCAAGAAUCCUGUAUUGAAACACUGGUCUGUGCAAGAUCUCAACGAGUAUCCAGAGGUACACUUACCGGGCCCGACCCAGGGCAAAUUGGACGCAUCGACAUGCGUGGUAUCCAUCGACUACCUGACCAAGCCCGUUGAGGUCCUGCAGAGUAUCCGACGACAGACGCAUCCGGGAGGAAAGGUGCAUCUUGUCAUUUCCAACCGGUGCUUUCCUACCAAAGUGGUUGGCAGAUGGCUGAAGGUCGAUGAGGACGAAAGGCUCAAUAUGGUUGGGGAUUAUCUGUGGUGGAGCGGAUGGCGGAACAUUGAGAUCCAGACGCUGGUGGAAGGAUCGUUCACGGCUGAUCCGGUCUGGGUGGUGAGAGGGGAGAACGUCGAGGCUGCUGUCUGA